UCGAAGCGGUGUCUGCAAAGGCAGGACAUGGUGUGCAGCUGCUGAGAAACUAAUGGGUAAUAUGCAACAGACGGGGUUUAGUCAGUAUCAACCGAGAGGGACUUGGUCAGCGAAUGACUCCAAAGGACCGGUUGUACAGGAUUUAACUUAUCUACAUCAACGAAAUGCGCCUUACUUGGAAACGAUGGACUGUUUGCACCAUUAGUAUUCUGUUGAUCUUUUACAAGACGAAAGACAUAGCAAGAAGUGGGGAACAUCAGGAAGCCCAACUCACAGGAGAUGGCGAGCUAAUAGCCUUCAGGCUAAUGGUCAAUAGCUCGGAGAAAGGCAGUGGCAGGAGCGUGCCUGAGGUGCCCCAGCCCUCGGGGGACGGCUGGAGGGUCAACUCCUCACUGGUGCUAAUGAUACGAAAGGACAUCUUGCGAUUCCUGGAUGCAGAAAGGGACGUGUCUGUGGUGAAGAGCAGCCUGAAGCCCGGCGACACCAUUCACUAUGUUCUAGACCGGCGCCGGACGCUCAACGUCUCGCAAACACUGCACAAGCUGCUGCCUGAAGUCUCGCCACUGAAGAACCGGAGGUUCAAGACCUGCGCUGUCGUCGGGAACUCUGGGGUGCUGCUGAGCAGCGGAUGUGGACACGAGAUCGACAGCCAUGAUUUUGUGAUAAGAUGCAACCUGGCCCCGCAGGCUGAGUUCGCAGCCGAUGUGGGCCUGCGCUCGGACUUCACCACCAUGAACCCGUCGGUAAUCCAGCGGGCGUACGGGGGCCUGCGCAACGCCACGGACCGCGAGCGCUUCGUCGAGCGGCUGCAGGCCCUCAACGACAGCGUGCUGUGGAUCCCCGCCUUCAUGGUGAAGGGCGGCGAGAAGCACGUCGAAGGCGUCAACGAGCUCAUCCUGCAGAGGGGCCUGUCCGUGAAGCCGGCGUACCCCUCGCUGCGGCUCAUCCACGCUGUUAGGGGGUACUGGCUCACCAACAAAAUUCACAUCAAACGGCCAAGCACUGGAUUACUCAUGUACACCUUGGCCACUCGUUUCUGUGAUGAGAUUCACCUCUAUGGGUUUUGGCCCUUUCCCAAAGACUCGCAGGGGAACCCAGUGAAGUACCACUACUACGACACAAUCAAAUAUCGCUACUUCUCCAAUGCGGGGCCACACCGGAUGCCACUGGAGUUCAAAACUCUGAAAAUUUUACACAGCAAAGGGGCCUUGAAGUUGACCACCUCUAAGUGCAUGCAACCUUGAAGUGCUCUUGCUGAUCAUGAUGUUGUUCAGUGGCAUGCGUGAUCAUUAUGAUGUGUGGAGGAGAAUGUUUGUACUCAUAAAGGGAUGAGAUGGCAGAGACACGAUAGGCUAUGUCUCAGCUUCUUGAGAAGGGGUUCUGAGUGUGUUGCCUGAGUGUGCCUUCAGUAUUCCAACCGCUGAAUAACUGGAUGUAAAGAAUAAUAAUAUGAAUUGUGCAUUGGGUGCAGUAUAUCGCUAUGGAACUGUCAUUCUGGGUUCUAUGACCUCUUUAAGAGUCACACACUGUACUUUCAGCAAUCUUUUUUUUGGUUACAUGGAACCAUAACACAGAAUACAGAAUUCUGUAUUUCCUUGACUGUCUUUUAGUAUACACAGAAAGAAAGUUAUGCCAAUCCAUUAAAGCAAUUUGGAUGUUCUGAAAGGGACUGGGUUCCCUUAAUAUUAAACCCAAAGAGGGUCAUUUCUUUUUCAUUUCACAUUUCUUUACAAUAUUGUAUGGUUCUUUAAUGCUGUACUUUUUAGAAUUUAGAGGCCUCAGGUCAAAAAUUAUUUUUAUAUGUUUAGAUGGUAGCCAAUGUGAAAUUUCACACAUGCUAUUUAUAUGAUUGAUUCAGCUUCUUACACUAAUGUGCAUUUGCCCGGAUACAUUUUCCUCUUUUGUAAAACUUGGAUGUAAAACAUUGAUGAAUGUACAACUACCUAAACGGUGUGGGCUAUGCUGUCUUGUGCUUUAGAUGAUAGAAAAAAAGAAAUACUUAAGAAUAUUUCUGGUGGUAAUAUUGAAAUAAGUCAGUCUGUUUUCAUAUUUUGUAGAUAGUUCACAUGAUUCUGACACCUGAGGGUUGUCUUACUCAUCUCCAUGCGCAUGCGUCAUCAUAGGGAAUGUGUUACACAGGGAGGGCAACACCAAUCAGCUUUCUGUGUUUUUCCAGUGUCAAAAUUCUUGUGCAACCGACUGGCCUACUCUUUUUGAGGCAUAAUUGAAAAGGUUAAUUAUGUUCUGAUAUUGACAGACAUUUGACAACGUCUGCAUACAAAUGGUGAGGCAACGUGUUUAGGUGCUGCUGCUGUCAGCACAUUAAGCCAGUCUGUCUCACAUGGUCAUCCUUUAAAACAAUGUUGAGAAACCUUUUCUUCAAUACCCUACAUGCCCCCGUCACGAUUAUUUAGUAUUCAAUCCAAGUACUGCAGUUGAGGAACGAUAUUGUCAGAGUGAAUUGCAAAAAUGGUGUUUGGUUCAUACAGUUAAUUCUCAUUACACAGGAUUUUUUUUUCUUUUUUUUCUUUCUCACAUCACUAGCUGUCUCUUAAGGUCAAAACCACUCAAGUCAGGUAUCAACAAUGUGAUUAUGUACAUACAUGGUAGUAUUACAUUUAGAGCAACAGGUAUGAAUUUGAAUGUCUCCAUUUAUGUAAUAAACUGUGAUCUGCCUUUUUUGUAAUGAAUAUCAGUAUUAAUUUAGAACGAAUAAGGGAAAAGUCAUUUAGAUGACGUGCAUCAUGCCUUUUUUUUAUGUAAUUAUAAUUUAUUUAUUCUUUACUUAUGUGAAAUCUGCUGUGUUAUAUAUUGUUUUUAUAGGUUCAUAUGUCUGUAAUUUAUAUGAAUGUAAUGUUUUUGUACUCUGAAUCAAACCGACUAAGGUGUUGAAUGUGAUAGGGUAUGGAUCGUUUUUAAAAGAAAUUUGAUACUUUUCCCCUCUACAUUUUAGUUACAAUUUUGGUUUGAAUUUGUUUUUAAUAUCAAAUUUCUAUGUUUGUGAAAAUGCAUUUUAGAAAUAUUGAAUAAACAUGAAUAUUUACUAUUUAAUAGUAGCCUAAGGUU
Clupea harengus (Atlantic herring) is the source of this 3066-nucleotide messenger RNA. It is a transcript of the gene st8sia4, whose product is annotated as ST8 alpha-N-acetyl-neuraminide alpha-2,8-sialyltransferase 4. Gene Ontology annotation, molecular function: alpha-N-acetylneuraminate alpha-2,8-sialyltransferase activity. Gene Ontology annotation, biological process: N-glycan processing; oligosaccharide metabolic process. NCBI's taxonomy places the organism in Eukaryota, Metazoa, Chordata, Actinopteri, Clupeiformes, Clupeidae. The record is from RefSeq and is a predicted model, not a curated record.